AUGAAGUCUGAUGUUUGUCCUCAUGAUCGACAAAAUUAUUCUUCUUGUUUAAAAAUAACUUCGAAUGAUGUUUUGAAUUUACUAAAUCGAAGAGAUACAAAAGCUACCUUUGUUUAUUUAUCUAUACUAAAGUUAAUUAUUCUUACUUAUGUUAAAAAAGAUACUGAUAUUCUUGCUCGUUUGUACUAUGGUUGGAUCGUUGUGUUUUCAUAUCGAAUGGGGUGGAGUAGUCUUAGAAUCGAACAAAGUCUUUCUCAAGUAGAAAAAGAUAAUUAUUUUAUCACAAGAGCAGCUUGGUUCUCAUCGGAAAUCAAUAUACACUGCUUAACAUCUAUAAUAAUAUUAGUAUCUUCCGGAUAUUUACCAGUCUAUGCACUAAAUGUACAUCUUUUCAGUAGUCAACCCUGCGAAGCAACAUUUCGUAGUGCUCGAUCAUUAAAUGGUGCUUUUUCAUCAAUAACAAACUUCUCAAUGUUUGAAUUUAUGAGUAAAAUUGAAAAAAUUUCAAUUUUAAAUAAAAUUAAAUCUACAGAAGAAUCGACUGAUGCAACAUAUUCAAUUAAAUUUCCAAUUCAUCAUCAAAAUCGACGUGAUGAACCAUUUACAGCUACAAGCACGCAAAAUUCACCACCAAUAACAAUAACUGAUAUCGAAAAAAUAGUCAUCAAAGCAUAUCAACAAGCCGAGUUAAUUAUGAAUGAGUUGCAGUUAACAGAAACAUUAAAGAAAAAUGGUUUAAAUGAUUUUAAAAAACUGAGCUCGUUUGUGUUUCAAGAACUCAAUGAACGAUCAGUUGUUGAUUAUUCGUUUGUGAAUGACGAUGAUAUUGAAGAAAGUUCAGAUGAUGAACCUUGUGAUGAUAAUGAUAACACGAAUGUACAUCAUAUAAUAACUUCAAAAGAAACAUUUCAAGGAAUGAAAAUUUAUGAACAAUUUGAUCCAUCAAAAAAGCAUCAUUAUUUUUCAAUUUUCAUUAAUAACAAACAAAAAUUUAUUCACAAGCAAACAGCAGCACAUCUAUUAACUAAAAACAAAAAUUCUUUAUCAUCUAGUAGGCUAUCACAAGUUCAACAAACCAAUAAACAACAAUAA
Molecule: messenger RNA, 1092 nt
Organism: Rotaria sp. Silwood2
Lineage: Eukaryota; Metazoa; Rotifera; Eurotatoria; Philodinida; Philodinidae
Source: the annotation of a GenBank genome assembly